This is a messenger RNA of Gadus macrocephalus (Pacific cod), 4096 nucleotides long. RefSeq names its product family with sequence similarity 83 member C (gene sack1c). The record is from RefSeq and is a predicted model, not a curated record. NCBI's taxonomy places the organism in Eukaryota, Metazoa, Chordata, Actinopteri, Gadiformes, Gadidae. The transcript is spliced from 5 exons. Bases 439 to 2316 code for a protein of 625 amino acids.
UGUGUGUGUGUGUGUGUGUGUGUGUGUGUGUGUGUGUGUGUGUGUGUGUGUGUGUGUGUGUGUGUGUGUGUGUGUGUGUGUGUGUGUGUGUGUGUGUGUUCGUGUGCGUGUGAGAGCCCGAGAGACGGGGAUAGACAGGGGGGAGUCAAGGAGGAGGCUGCGUGUAAAAGUGGGAGGAGCCAGUAGACGUGGAAACCAGGACAGGUGGCAACAGGUGAGCAGAACAGAAGUCAGACGCGUUUCACCGGGAGAGAGAGAAGAGUCCCCCGGGAAUACGGUUACCGUCUGACAUGACAGACGACAGCGGAACCUAGGAGCCAUUUUAUAACUUCGUUCCGGAGCGGAAAGCGACAACAGUGUUUGGGGCACAACAACAGCACGCCCAACUUUGGGUCCUGUGCACAGCGCGUCGCAGGAGUGCCGUCGUUACGCGGCACCAUGAUCAGCUCGGAGAACCUGAGACCGGCCGGGAACGGACGGAAACCGCUCGGUAAACUCGCGUCCCGCCUGGAGGAGGUGAAGAACCCGUGGCGGCAGGUCGCCACGCUCGAGCUGAGCCACAACGAGGCGGCGCGGCUCGCGACGGACGCGCUACUGGAGCACGGGGAGAAGGAGUACCGCCGCGUGCUCACCGAGGAGCGUGAACUCAACUUUCUGUCGCCGCUCGAGAUCCGCUACAUCACCGAGCAUGCCACCAAGGCGUGCGACGACAGCAACGGCACCGCCGGUUGCAACGAGCGGGACUUCGGGGACGGCGACGGCGACGCGCUGUCGGAGCUCACCUCCGGGACCUACUUCCCCAUGAUGUCCGACGAGGAGCCCCCGAUGCUGGAGCUGGGCUGGCCCGAGUCCCCGCUGAGGUACGGCCCGUCCGAGACGCAGAUCUAUUUCCAGAGAGACAAGUCCCACAACGUCAAGGACCUGGUCCGGUCGCUGAUCAACAAAGCCACCAAGGUGAUCGCCCUGGUGAUGGAUGUGUUCACUGACGUAGACCUGCUGUGUGACCUGAUGGAGGCGUCCAGUAAGCGUCGCGUCCCCGUCUACAUCCUGCUGGACCACAACAACCUGGACGCCUUCAGCGACACCUGCUGCGCCCUGGACCUCCAGAGCGCCCACCUCACUAACAUGCGUGUGCGCAGCGUGUGCGGGGACACCUACUGUACGAAGAGCGGCCGUAAGUUCACGGGUCAGGUCCAGGAGAAGUUCCUGAUCGUCGACUGUGAGGAAGUCAUCGCGGGGUCGUACAGCUUCACGUGGCUGUCGGCGCAGGUCCACUCCAACAUGGUCAUGCACUUCUCGGGCCGCAUCGCCGACAGCUUCGACCGGGAGUUCCGCUGCCUGUACGCCGACUCGCAGGUCAUCGAGUGCUUCAGCGGGCCCGAGGACGAGGGCGAGCCCUACUACACCUACCCCGUGGCGGCCCCGCCCGCCGUGGGGCCCGGAGGCACGGGGGUCGGCCCCGGCCUGGACGUCUUCGAGAGGCAGCGGGAGCGCGUCUGCUCGGAGAACUCCAGCAGCCAGUCCAGCAGCAGCGUCUCCAGCGUGAAGGCGUCGCCGGGGAUGAGCUCCAGCACCGUCUACAAGGUCACGCAGGGCGGGGACAAGGUCAGCCCCACCCCCCACGCCCCCGAGAGGAGGGGAGGGGCCGGGGAGAGGGAGCGAGGGGGAGGGGGCGGUGGCCUGACCCCGACGUUGCAGAACCACGGCCUCCAGGCAACCCGCACCGCCACCCCCAACCGGGUGACCAACCAAAGCCCGCUCCCGGAGCGGACCACGCCCGGGUACGGCCAAGCGGGCGGAAUGGACCGGCUCAAGACUGGCCCGGCCGACUACCUGAGGCCCAACUUCAACCCAACCAAGUUCCAGGCCAUGGGUCUGUACGACCACAAGCCCUCGGCCUAUCACAGCGCGGCCCUGCCCCCCGGCGCCGGCCCCGCCUCCAACGCCCACUCCCCGCCGCCCACCGCCAACGACGGCAGGCUGAUCGCCCGGCGGCCGUCCGCCAACCCCUUCCUCACCAAGCUCACGGACCUCUUCCUGCCGCCCUCCGGCAAGGACCGGGAGCCCGCGGCGGGGCGGCGCCCCUAUAGGGAGGACGCAAUGCCCAGCGGGGGGGGUCCCGACCUGUCCCUCCCCCAGCCCGAGAGCCAGCAGAGCCCGCCCCCGCCGCCCCCCGCCGUCACGGGCGGCGGGAUGAACCGCAGCGACGCCAAGAGGAUGACGCUGGGCCACAGCAAGCUGGACCUGGUGAACCACUACAACAAGCUCAAGUCCAAGCACGUGUACAGCCGCUUCGAGCUCAAGAACGGGAACUAGAGCCCCCGAGGGCGGACGGCUGGGGCUCCUCGGGGGGGGGCCGCUGAUCAAAUGAACACGACCCGGGUGGCGUGCGAACGGCAGGUCGACCAAUCACGUGAGCCCAUGUCGGGGAGACGGGAGGUGACGCACGACGUGGAUUAUUGAUUCCUGUGAAUGCGUCUUUUUCUACUCGUGGACCCAGAACACGGGUGUUCAGUGGUAUUGAUGAUUGAUACCUGGGGAGGCCUUUUCCGUGCCCGGCCCGACCCAGAGGUCUUCCAUCUCCGGGGGUCUUUUUGUCCCAGCUUCCAGCGGAGGUCGGCGUUCCGGAGUUCCGUACUGUACACCGUACUGUACACCGUACUGUACACCGUACUGUACACCCUACUGUACAUCGUACUGUACACCGUAGACCUAACAAAGCCCUGUUUACUGCUGUUGUCAACCUGCACAGACCACAGUUAACCUCCUUCCUAUGAUCAUGGGGGGUAGAAUCCUCCAGCUGUCACGUGACCGCUCACGUGACCGGUCACGUGAGCUGAGGUAUAAGAGUCCCCAGAUUCGGCAUGUUGUCCAAAACUGCCUCAAGUACAGGACCCCGUCUACAGAGGCGCUAAAGUUCUCUCUCUCGCUCCCACUCUUUAUUGCUCUCUCUCUCUCUUGCUCUCUCUCUCUCUCUCGCUGUCUCGACCGUCCCUGUCUGUGUGCUAGCGACAUUUCCCACCGUGCCCCGAUGGUUACGUUCUGUAGGAACGUUGGAUGUGGUGCAGAUUGCAUUCACUCAAUUCCUGAUAUCACUUGAUGUGAACACAGGCGAUCCUCUGUUCACGUUCUAGAUUCUACGAGAUAUUCAAAUACACAAACAUGGGAACCCAGUUCUCCCACAAUGCAUUAGUUGAGUUCAUACUUCCUGGCUUCAGAGAAGUCCUUACAUGCCGCUGUCGGUCCACUGCAGACCCGCUGAUCACCAGCCCUGAUUCAGUCUCUCGGACUAUGAAUACGUAUUCAUGUGUUCCUAACAUAUUAGACUGUGGCUUCCUCAAGAACGCCACGACGACGGCCAGUGGAAUAGAGCAACGAUGGCUACAGUUACCGUUUAGCCGACGGUACUGCUCCCAGAGAUAAAUCCUUUCUCUGUUGGAGCAUGGUGCCUUUCCAACAGUUGACUGGAGAAUAAAAGUAGAACUGAACCAACUUAGUCACACCGGGCAAAUAUUUGACUUGUCAAAAUGAGAACAUUUGCGGUAUCAACUCAGGCGCUAAGUUGUGAAGAUCACGACAGCUAAUCGUCUGCUGUGUUUUCUAGCAUCUAUUUUUUUUCUUUCUUUCAAAAAAAACAACAACAAAUGUUGAUAAAAAUUGUUUUAUACAACUAUGAAGUUUUUGAUACUGGAGAUAAACCUUCUUGUGGCCCUGUCGUGCAAGUGUACAUUAAUAACUACUGAAUUAGGGACUAAUGUAAAUAACUUGCCUGUGUAUACAAUGUUUUUUGUACAAAGUCUUUGCAUAAUGUGAAUGAAUACAGGUCUGAGCUGUUUGAGUACACCUCCUCAACAACAUCCAUGAAACCGUCUUGUGAUUAACAUCCCGAGACGACAGUAGUUCCUUGUGACCGUGUAGUUGUAAAUAUCACCUCUAGAUACUGUACUUUACAUACUGUACAUAGAAAAAUGAACGCUGAUGCUUGGUUAUUGUGACAUGUGUUCGAGCUGGCAUUUACUGUUACAAGGGGCUACUAUGAAAAUUUAUAACAGUGUUAAAACAUUUUCUAAGAUGCAAUAAAGAUACUUUUGAUCAG